Cetraspora pellucida is the source of this 291-nucleotide messenger RNA. NCBI's taxonomy places the organism in Eukaryota, Fungi, Glomeromycota, Glomeromycetes, Diversisporales, Gigasporaceae. The record is from the annotation of a GenBank genome assembly.
AUGCAAUCUGAAUUAGAUUUAUUAGAAGAGAAAGCUAAGGAAUAUAUACUAACUAAGCUUAAGGCUAAGAAUACAAAACUUAUAGCUAAGAAAGCUAAUUUUGAGGCUAAAAAUGCAGAAUAUAUAAAGCUUAAGAAUGAGACUGCAAAGCUUAAGGUCAAGAAUACCAAACUUUUAAAACAAUGUAUUAAGAUGACAAUUCUUGAGCUUGAAACAAGAAAUGCAAUAUUAAGACCAAUUAUAGAAGAAUUUGCAAAGAAAUCGGAAUAUAGCCACCUUAUAACACAAUAA